AUGAAAUUGUCUCUGGCUUUCUCUGCUGGUAUGCUGCAUAGCGCAUCUUACCUGAAUACCAAUUGUUUUGGACUUGAGACAUCGAAGCCAGGAGCGGCAUCCGCUGGAGUUUACCUGGCACACAGGGUUAUAGGGCUUCACAGUUCGGGUUAUGGGCGUAUCCUAGGACAAUCAGUGUUCGGUGCCAAAUUGUUCUACUGUGCUUGGCUAACAGUGGCCAAACCAGAUGACAACUUCGUAUGCAUCCCUUUGAUACCCAUUGAUGAAGCAUACGAGGAAGAAAUAGCAAAACAGUUCAUCCGAGAGAGAAUUCUUGGAAAAUCCUAUGAAGACCUUUCUCUGAUCCCGAAAGAAGCAACCCUUGAACGAGAGAUACAUGAAGAUAUGACAGAACACGAGGAUACAACAGCAGACUUUAUCGAAAACUACGAGAACUCUUUGAUGGGGGCAGUAUUAUUAGGAACGGCAAUCACUGAAGAAACCGUUUCAAAUAAUGUGAAGCCGUACAUGAACUUCAGAACCAAGUCAGGCUCAGUUCAAGAAAGCAAAGGAAGAAAGAGAAAACAUGUGAAGAAACCAGAUACCGAGGUCAUGCAUUUCCUUUCCAAGAUCGGUCCUGAUUUACCCAUCAACGCCCUUGCUGUUAACGCUAAGGAUAAUACGUGUGCUGACAGAUGUAACCGCCUCAACUUGGCGGUUUUUAACAGUCUGUCUCACACUGACUCCAAGGUUAAGAAUGUUUGUGAUGUACCACUAUUCCUUACAAAAUCGAGUCUUUCUAAAACAAAAUGUGGAAAGAUAUUCGAAAGCUUUAGACAACGCCUUGGGAUAUCGACUGAGUCCGGUGAUGUGCUAAUCUUCCUGAAGAACACAGUUAUGAAUCCCUGGACAGCGGCUGACGCCACAAUACAGAUGCUUCUACAGGAAUUCCGAAACGUUGUUACUCAGUGCAUUACGGAGGCUGAAAUCAUAUUUGGUUUGAAGAACAUUAUGAUCAUCAAGUUGGCAGAACAGAAGAACAACAGAACAUUUUCUGAGUCUAUUUGUCCUUUAUGA
Molecule: messenger RNA, 1056 nt
Organism: Pecten maximus
Lineage: Eukaryota; Metazoa; Mollusca; Bivalvia; Pectinida; Pectinidae
Exons: 6
Coding region: 1-1056 (351 amino acids)
Source: RefSeq, a predicted model, not a curated record